Ostertagia ostertagi is the source of this 315-nucleotide messenger RNA. NCBI's taxonomy places the organism in Eukaryota, Metazoa, Nematoda, Chromadorea, Rhabditida, Trichostrongylidae. The record is from the annotation of a GenBank genome assembly.
AUGGAGAAAAAGGUGCGGGAUUUCCAAGAUGUGUUCGCAGUGACAGAUCAGGAGCUCACGCAAACGCACAUGGUGGAACAUGAUAUCCAAACCGGCUCUGCAAAGCCGAUAAAGCAAAAAGCGAGACCUGUCCCACUGGCAGCACGGGCGGAAUUACGUAAGAUCUUGAUGGAUCUUCAAGACCGCGACAUCAUCGAACCGAGUAGUUCUCCAUGGUCGUCACCCAUAGUGCUUGUACGGAAAAAAGAUGGCUCAUUACGUCUAUGUGUCGACUAUAGGAAGGUGAACCAGAUAUUGCAACGCUACAAAACGUAA